Molecule: messenger RNA, 1272 nt
Organism: Trypanosoma cruzi
Lineage: Eukaryota; Euglenozoa; Kinetoplastea; Trypanosomatida; Trypanosomatidae
Exons: 1
Coding region: 1-1272 (423 amino acids)
Molecular function (GO): hydrolase activity, hydrolyzing N-glycosyl compounds
Source: RefSeq, a predicted model, not a curated record
AUGGCAGUGAUGUUCUCUGCCUUUUUUAUAUGCCCCCGCCGUACCAACACGGUGCCGGCGGCAUUCAUGACGCAUGUGCCAUUUUUGCUGCUGCUUUGGUUUCUCUGCGGUGCCCCGCUUCUUGCUGUGGCCCGGACGCACAUUAUUAUGGACGUUGAUGGCUCCGUGGACGACUAUGCCUCGCUCACAACGAUCAUGCAGAGCCCGCACCUCCGCAGCCAACUGAGCCUCAUUACUAUCUCUGGGAUGACGUGGGGCCACGCUGCGACUGUGGCACGCAACAUUUGCCGAUUUUUCUUGCUUUCGCAGCUGAAGGGUGUUACCGUGUCGAUAGGAGCGUUGCAAGCAACAGCAGAUGAUUACAACACGGUGCUGUCUCGUGGUGGAUGCCGUCACAGCCAAGGGUUUCCCUCCACUCCGCAUGAUGCGCUGCGCCGUGGGAUGCCGUACUCCCGUGCAGAUGUCACAAGCUCUUUUGGCGCGGCGUACAGUUUUCCACCAAAUUCAUUUGACGUGAGGGUGAAUGCUUCGGAAGCGCUUCACGCCCUCCUGAACGGCAUGUCUGUUGACGAUAGCGUGAAAUAUUUUGCGUUUGCCAGUUUAACCAACUUGGCAUCGGCGCUGAACUAUUUGGAGCGCCACGACCCGGAUCGUCUGCAGCGAUUUAAGCAGUCCGCAGUGGUGCACAUCUUCGAAAAGGGAUAUAGCCUUGCGGUAGAUAAUGUGUCCACAUCUCAGGUGUUGGCAGAACCCGAGCUGCGUUUUGUUCUGUACAUGCCAUCCUUUUAUGAUCCGGCGGCAGCCUUUUCGUUUAGCUCGUGGAGUGAGUUUGGCAACCUGGCGAAGGAUGCAGGUGCAUCCAAAGCAGUUGCAUGGCUUUUCAGCGCAUGGGAAGCAAAAAAAGCUCUCGUUGAAUCCCGCAGCGACGACCCACUUAAGGCAUUUUUUAAGGAACGUGGCCCAGCGAGCAGUCUGGUGACACUUUGCGCUCUUGACGCCACUGUGCGAGCCAGCUGCACUCUCUACCACGCUGCGUUGUCCAGCGUGUCUCUUCAUUUGGAGCAACCCACAGUGUCUGCGCCUGGCACUGCGAUGUACGGGAUUACUGGAAACAACGUGACGUGGCCGUCGUAUCUGCUAACAACGGCGGGGGACACUCCUGCCGACAAAAAAUUUAUUGUUGUGCAGUCUGCCGACAGCUUGGUGCCGUCCGCCACCGCCUCAUUGGCGUCCAUCUUCUGGUCUGUGUGGUUGGACCUUCUUCGCUCUUAG